Molecule: messenger RNA, 4420 nt
Organism: Salvelinus fontinalis (brook trout)
Lineage: Eukaryota; Metazoa; Chordata; Actinopteri; Salmoniformes; Salmonidae
Product: semaphorin-4F-like
Exons: 14
Coding region: 1-2139 (712 amino acids)
Biological process (GO): semaphorin-plexin signaling pathway; positive regulation of cell migration; axon guidance
Molecular function (GO): semaphorin receptor binding; chemorepellent activity
Source: RefSeq, a predicted model, not a curated record
AUGUCACUUCUCAACAUGCGGACCACCUGUUUUAUGGCCGUGAUCUUGUAUCUCACAACUGGUGCAUCUCGUUGUCAAACACCAAUUCCCAAUGUUCACGGAGGGGUAGGUGCAGUUCUGGGGGUGUCCAACACCAGCGUCCUCCUGCAAGACCCCAUCUCUGAGACACUCUACCUGGGAGCCAGAGGCUCCAUCCUGGCCCUGCACACCUCCAACCUCACCUGGAAACACCCAUCAAUUAAGUGGGAGGCAACAGAAGAGGAGAGGAAGUCCUGUAUGGGUAAAGGCAAGAGAGAGGAUGACUGUUAUAACUACAUCUGUCUGCUGGAGGUUCUGAAGGAUGGAAGGAUCUACGUCUGUGGCUCCUACGCCUACGAUCCCCAGUGUGCUUUCAUAGACCCAGUGACAUUUGCACUAGUAAAGGAAGAAGGUGACAAAGUGAAGAUGGAGAAUGGGAAGGGGAAAUGUCCUUAUGAUCCCAGACAACCUCACACUGCUGUUACUGCAGAUGGAGUGCUGUACACCGCCUCCCCUUCUAACUUCCGGGGCACAGAGUUUGACAUCACCAGGGCAACAGGUCAACAGGUGCGCGUGCCUCCGUCCAUCAACUGGCUCAGUGAUCCAGAGUUUGUGAGUUCGGCCCUGGUCAGGGAGAGUCCUGGAGACGAUGAUAAAAUCUACUUCUUCUUCACGGAGAACGCCAGAGAGUACGACCUUUAUACCAAGGUCAGGGUCACACGGGUGGCCAGAGUCUGCAAGGGAGACAUGGGGGGCUCUAAGACCCUGCAGAAGCACUGGACCAGUUUCCUGAAGGCUCAGCUGGUGUGUCAGGACCGGGACAGUGGCCAGCGCUACACCGUCCUGACCCACACCUACCCCCUGGAACACCGCCUGGGAGACCCCAGCAGCACACACUUCUACACCCUCUUCACCUCCCAGGGGAAAGGAGAGCGCGUGUCAGCAGUGUGUGUGUACAGCCUGGCUGACAUCACCAAGGUGUUUGCAACGGGAGGCUUCAGCGAUAUGAAGAGGAACUGUGUGAACAGUGGGAGCUCUGAGUCUGUACCCGACCCCCGACCUGGACAGUGUAUCAACGAUGUCCUGAGAGCCCAGGGUUAUAACUCCUCCUUCGACAUGCCCGACCGCGUGCUGCAGUUUGUCAAGGAACACCCUCUGUUGACAGACACUGUGGACGUAGCGCCCCUUCUGGUGAGGAGGGGAACCAUAUACACCAGGAUCACAGCCACCAACAUCUCCAACAGUGAUGCUGCCCUACUACAUCUGGGAACAGAUCAGGGAGAGUUACACAGUGUGUCUAUUGUUGGUCGUACUGCUACUCUGCUGCAGGAGAUCCCUCUGACAACCUCAGUAGAGCCCGUCAACAACAUCCUCAUACACCAGGGCCAUGUGGUGGUAGGCUCACCCUCCUCUCUAUCCCGUGUGCCAGUAGAGGGGUGCAGGGUGUACUCCAGCUGUCAGGUGUGUGCCCGGGCAGCAGGACUGGGUUGUGUGUGGGACGUCAACAAGAGAGCCUGUGUUGCGGACUCUCCAGUGCAGAGGAAGUCAGAGGACCCUUUGAAUGUGUGUGGCACUGGAGAGGGUCAUUGUUCCCCUGUGGUGAAAGAGCUGCGUGUGAAGAAGGGCCUGGUGGUCCUCCUCCCCUGUGACCACCCCCAUCUCUCCCCUCUCCCCUGCGUCUGGGAGCACCCCCAGGGCCGCCACACCCAGCAGCACCACUCCCACCUGGAAGUCACCGUCUCUGGAUCCAGCCUGGGCCUCUACUCCUGCCGCUGCUCAGCCCAGGGUGAUUAUUCCUGGCGUAGCGAACCCUGCCUCACAGCCUCCUACCAGCUCACCAUGGAGGACCUCAGUGUCGAAGGCAGGGUGGACCCGGGGCUGUGGAGAUCACCGGUAUGGGUGUGCAUCUCCUGUGUCCUGCUGGGGGUGCUGGUUGGAGCUUUAGGAGCCACUGUGUUCCUGAAGAGGCUGUGCUGGAGAGCAGCCCAGCACACCCCAUUAGAGGACAGAAAUGGGAGAGGAGUCAAUCAUAGACAGCAGGGGCAGGGUCCCACCUGCUAUGAGAAUAAGCUGGUGAUGAGUGACACGCCGGUCGGCCAAUCGGGAGAGUGCGUUUUGUGAAGCGAUGUCCAGAAUUGACUUAAUUGAAGGAAGUGGUUUGCCAGGUACCGCUUACAGACUGCUCUCUCUGACACUUUCUUUCUUUCUGUGUCUCUGUCUCUCUCUCUGUGUCUCUUCCCGUGUCUCUCUCUCUCUGUGUUUCUCUCUGACUCUCUCUCUCUCUGUAUCUCUAUGUGUCUCUGUGUUGCUCUCUACGUGUCUCUCUGUCUCUCUCUGUGUCUCUCUCUCUCUGUGUCUCUCUCUCUCUGUCUCUAUCUCUCUGCUUCUCUGUAACCAGGUUUCCAUCCAACCUUUUUACGCGAGUAAAACAUGUCACGACAGGCCUGAUGGAAACAGCACAUUUUUGGGUCAACUUUCCAAAUGUCGACAAAACAAAAUACAAGGUGGGAUGGUUUUGUGUUGGUAAAAUGAAUUAUGUGAGAAAUGGCGGUGGAAACACCGCCUUUAUAGACAAAUAUUGAUAUAAUAACCAUCAUAUCGAUGCGAUGACAUGUUGUGUGGUCCUCCCACUCCAACUGGGGAAAGCAUGCAGUUUAUUAGGCUACAGAUGAAAUGGAGCCAUUCCCACAAUGCACUGUAAAUUAGUAACAUGCUGUUGAGUUGUUAUACAUUUUCUGAAGUCUGGACAUGUCUACUGUCCUUCUUACUGAACAUCCCCCUCCUCCCAAGUCAAUACCACCCUCAUCCACCCUGUCUUCUUAAAUGCCAAAUACAAUACGUCAUAUUGAGACAGUGGCUUCAACAUAUGUAAAAAUACUUAAUGAAUGUCCCUAAUGUGGGUUUGAGUGAGGUGUCUCCUCUCUCACUACUAGCUAUUAUAUCAUUCAGUGUUGUUUUAAAUGUCAGAGCCUUGUCUGCUACACGUUCCUGCACCAUUACAAGGUUUUCUGUCUGCUUGGUCUUUAUAACAAUCGAUCUGACAAUAGCUACAGCUAACCACUCAGUUGCUGAAUAUCCCAUAACACGUAAAUAUACCUGGCUCUGUCCAUACUGGUCUUUUUUCUGUCCCUUUGAAUAAACCUCAACCACAACAUUUGUCACGACUUCGACCGAGGCAGGCUCUCUUUCCCGUUCGGGUGGCGUUCGGCGGUCGUCGUCACCGGCCUAUUAGCUGCCACUGAUCCUUUUCUCCCCCUCCCUAUGUGUUUAUUGGGUGCACCUGUUUUGUAUGAGGGGUAAUUAAUUGGGCUUAUUUAAUCAGCCGGCAUUCACGUUUCUUUGUGCGGGAUUGUUUGUAUGUAAGUUGGUGUCGGUUUUGUGCUUCAUGCUUCUGGACAUUAUUCAUCCCCCACGUGUCUGGGGUAGUUUAUUAGUGUACACCCAGUGUGUUAGUAGGGUGGCCUAGUUUUGUCCGUGUUCUAUUAAAGAGCAUUUGUUUUGCAAUUGCUGCUCCUGCGCUUUUUUCUUCACACUCCGACACCCAGGCCUUACAACAUUACAUAAUACUGUCAUGUGUUCAAUAGUAUCUCUAACAAUUUCUGUCUUGAGAUCAUGUAAAUUCUGCCAUGAGAUAAUGUAAAUUAUACCAUGAGAUCAUUUGAAUUAUACCUUGAGGUUUUAGGCUAUUGUUCCAGCCCAGCACUAAAAUACAUCAUACAACUAGUUAAAGCCACUGUCUGCAAGGUGUUUAGUAAUUUCACAUACUGAAAUAUACCCCUUAAUUGUGAAUAACAUGACUCGUUUUGAAUACCUUUAUGUAAUUGUCUUACUUUAUUAUAGCCCCCAUAAAUGUAGUACAUUUUUCUACAAUUGUGCUUGUUGUUAUGUAAUCUGAGACUUAUUUAGAGCCUCAUAUCAAUGUCAUGGGAUGUCAUUCCUUUACCACCACAGGUAUAGCAUAGAAAUCAAGUGGUCGUUCUGAUAUUUCACCAUUUCUUUAUUUUUCCUUUGGAUGAUGUGCAUAUUGUUUUCUAGGUAUUAUUACUGCACGUUUGGAGCUAGAAACACAAGCAUUUCACCGCACCUGCGAUAACAUAUGGAAAUCUGUGUACACGACCAAUACAUUUUGAUUUGAUGUGCUAGUUUUAUGUGAAAAUCUCGUAGCAUGCAUUUGUUUCAUUGUUUGCAUUGUUAUUGGUGGCCCAUUCAAUCAUAGAUGGUAUACAACAUAGUUACAGUAAAUAUUGUUACUGUAAAUACUACAGUAAAUAUAGUUACUGUAAAUGCUACAGUAUAUAUUGUUACAGUAAAUGCUAGUGUAAAUAUAGUAACAGUAAAUAUAGUUACAGGUAAUGCUAUAGUAAAUAUAGUUACAGUAAAUGCUACAGUACAUAUAGUUACA